AUGGCACUGCCCAUUUUCAGAACUUCCCUUGCGGCUGUGAUUUGUUCUUCUGUGGCCCUUGGUUUCUUGGCAUUAGGGAGAGCUGGGUUUGCAGUAAAUCACAUGGAUAUUGCUCCCAAGUAUGCAGGAAUUGUGAUGGGAGUGUCUAAUACGGCUGGUACAUUGGCUGGCAUAAUUGGGGUUGAUCUCACUGGGAAGCUUCUUGAAGCUGCUAAGUUUGUUCAUUCGGAUCUUUCGAAUCCGGAAAGCUGGAGAUCAGUGUUCAUGAUACCAGGGGUGCUUUGCAUUUUCAGCUCACUUGGGUUUUUACUCUUCUCAACUGGGGAGAGGAUUUUUCACUGA
Messenger RNA from Prunus armeniaca (apricot), 342 nucleotides. The record is from the annotation of a GenBank genome assembly. NCBI's taxonomy places the organism in Eukaryota, Viridiplantae, Streptophyta, Magnoliopsida, Rosales, Rosaceae.